This is a messenger RNA of Astrephomene gubernaculifera, 1152 nucleotides long. Lineage: Eukaryota; Viridiplantae; Chlorophyta; Chlorophyceae; Chlamydomonadales; Astrephomenaceae. The record is from the annotation of a GenBank genome assembly.
CGAGUGUCACGUAGCAGCUCUUAGAUGAGCUGAAUGUUGAUCUGAUAAGAAACUGAUUUCAUGACUCCUCAGUUCGUUCUUGAUGCAACACCGUUGGACGGGGCAAAUACGAGUUAAUCGCACCAGUGUUACGUACUAGCUAUAAUAAAAACUGCUGCACGUAAAAAGGGACACGCAAUUUGUUUGCUCCUUGAACGUGGCACAAGCGGCCUGCACUAGCAAUGUCGAAGGGAGUACCAAUUGCACAGAGGCCAGAUCUUAAGGAUGCGAGUCUUACAACGCGUCUUGACGCUGUCUUCGGGUCGUUAGGUCUUGCCGCCGGCUCCGGUGGAUGGUCAUUGCGACAGGACGUUCAGCCGUUCCGAGCAGGCGCUGGAGUAGAGGAAUACAACUACAGCAGUGACGAGGAGGACCCCAAUGAAGGUUUGCGCCCCGUGAUGCCAAGUCGCCUGGUUGACUCGGAUGACGAAAAUGCCGAUGGCAAUGGUCGCGACGACGUGCCCCCUCUGGAAAGAGCUGAUUCCGAAGCCGACGCUGAGGAAGGAGGCAUUGGCGGUGUACAUGCCGAGGAGAGGGCAGCUCGGGAGCGGGAGCGAUUGCGUGCAUCGCUGACAUCGCGCCGUGCCUUUGAGGCGGAAGCAGAAGAAGACGAGUUUGACCGCUUCGCUACCGGUACCAUGGACAUGCGAAACCGGCUUGUGGACGCUAAACCGCCGGGUUCGACAGAGGUCCCCUUGACGAGCGCCUGGGAGCGCAUGCAUGGCCGCUUGCAGCAGCAGCUGGAGGAUCAGGAGGAGGCAGUGGACAUGGAGGCGGAGCGGCCGGUGUCGCAGUCUGUACAUGUAGCCGAGGGUACGACAGACGCCGGCCAGGCAGCAGCUGCCGGCAUGGACGUCGACACGGCCCGCGCUGGCAAUACCGGUACUGCAACCACCUCACCAACCGACGCUACAAACCCCACCACAACCACCAUUACCACCACUAGCAGCACUGCUAGUCCCGCCUCGGCUUCCCGCAAGCGGCCGCGCGGCAGCAGCGCUGACACGGCUACUGCUGCAGCGCCGGGCGGCAGCAGUGCACCCCCAGCCACCACCAGCAGCAACCGCAGUGGCGGCGGUGGCGACGUGGCCACGGGGGACGCCGAGAUGCUGG